Molecule: messenger RNA, 982 nt
Organism: Paramecium primaurelia
Lineage: Eukaryota; Ciliophora; Oligohymenophorea; Peniculida; Parameciidae
Source: the annotation of a GenBank genome assembly
AAAAAAUUAAAAAAAAUCAAAAUCUUUUUGCAUGACUCAAGGAAAGAAUAAGAAAUUAGGAAAGAAGAAGGGAUAAAAGAAAACAAUUGACCCAUUAGCUAGAAAGGAAUGGUUUGAAUUAACAGCACCUGUACCCUUCAGUGCUGGUGGAUUUGGCUAUACUUGCAUUAAUAAAUCUGCAGGAACAGGUAUUUGAUUAUAUAUAAAGUUUUAAGUUGUGGCUACCGAAGCAAUUAAAGGAAGAGUGGUAGAAGCAUCUUUAGCUGACCUUUAAGGAUAAUCAGAUUAAAUGGCAUGGAGAAAAGUGAAAUUGAUUAUAGAUGAUGUUGAAGGUACAAGAUGUAGAACAUCCUUCUAUGGUCUUGAUUCAACAAAGGAUAAGAUCUUCGGUAUGAUUAAAAAGCGAUAAACUUUGAUUGAAGUAUUUUAGUUUAUCAUUCUUUUAGACUUAAGUUGAAGCCAGAUCUCAAGAUGGAUAUAUCCUCAGAAUCUUUGUUAUUGCAUUUACUAAGUCAAUUAAAAAUCAAUAAAGAAAAACAACAUAUGCUUAAAGAAGUCAAAUCAAAGAUAUCAGAAAGAAGAUCGUCGAAAUUGUCCUUAAGGAAGUCUCUAAAAAAUCAAUUACCUAAUUGCUUAACUUCUUCAAUCAAGAGACUCUUGCCAAAGAAAUUGGAAAAGCUACCAGAGCUAUUUUCCCAUUGUAAAACAUUACAUUGAGAAAAGUCAAAUUAGUCAAGAGACCCAAGGUUGAUGGUAUAUAUAGUAAAUUAAUUAAAUCUAGCUUAAAAAUUAAGAGAAUUUUAUGAUGAUUCUUAAAGAUCAAAGACAUCUUAAGUUAGAAGAAAAGGAUAAGCUGAAGAUUAAACUGCUCUUAAUCUUAUUAAAUAAGGAGAAAUUGACAAAGAAUAAGCAUAAGUCUAAUAAGAAUGAUAUAUUACAGUAUAAACAAUAGUACAUAUAUAAUAUUAACAAAUUAUUUAUU